Molecule: messenger RNA, 2199 nt
Organism: Plenodomus lingam JN3
Lineage: Eukaryota; Fungi; Ascomycota; Dothideomycetes; Pleosporales; Leptosphaeriaceae
Source: RefSeq, a predicted model, not a curated record
AUGCUGUUCCACGCUGCGACGGUCAAGUCUGAACUCUCCCCAUCGCUCGCCUCGAUUUGCUUUUGCCCUUGCCGCGGCGCAUGGAAGCGACUGGUCGACGUCAUUGUUUCCAAGAUACACGCCACCAUGGCUGCGUCAACACAGAGAGACGUGCAGAAUCACGUCUUGUUCGAGGUUGCGACCGAAGUCGCCAACAGAGUGGGAGGUAUCUACUCGGUCCUCAAGUCCAAGGCACAGGUCACUACCGCCGAGUAUGGCGCGGCCUACACACUCAUUGGGCCAUGGAAUAGAGCUUCGGCGGCUGUCGAAGUCGAACCAAUUGAGCCCAAGGACCCGGCCUUGAUUGCGACCAUGAAGUCCAUGGAUGAUCGCGGCAUCAAGAUGCUGUACGGCCGAUGGCUGAUUGACGGUGCCCCGCGCGUGCUCCUCUUCGACACCGGUACCGGCUACCGGUGGCUCGACGAGUGGAAGGGCGAUUUGUGGUCCUCGACUGGCAUCCCCUCGCCGCCGGGCGAUUCGGAGACCAACGAGGCCAUUGUCUUUGGCUACCUGAUUGCGUGGUUCUUGGGCGAGUAUGUCUUCCACGAGAAGAAGCGGGCUGUCAUUGUCCAAUUCCCCGAGUGGCUGGCUGGUGUGGCAGUUCCCCUGUGCAAGAAGCGCCGCAUUGAUGUAACCACCAUCUUCACCACCCACGCAACGCUGCUGGGUCGCUAUCUCUGCGCUGGCUCCGUUGACUUCUACAACAACCUGCAGUUCUUCGAUGUCGACGCAGAGGCGGGAAAGCGUGGCAUCUACCACCGCUACUGUAUCGAGCGCGCCGCUACGCACGCCGCCGAUGUCUUCACCACCGUCUCGCACAUCACUGCCUACGAAAGCGAGCAUCUCCUGAAGCGCAAGCCAGAUGGUGUCCUGCCCAACGGCCUCAACCAGCCCAAGGUCAAGAUCAACGACUUUGUCCGCGGACACUUCUACGGACACAACGACUUUGAUCCCGAGAACACGCUCUACUUCUUCACGGCUGGCCGCUACGAGUACCGCAAUAAGGGUGUGGACAUGUUUAUAGAGUCUUUGGCUCGGUUGAACCACAAGAUGAAGAGUGAAAACUCCAAGAUGACGGUGGUGGCUUUCAUCAUUCUGCCCGCGCAGACGACAUCGCUGUCUGUGGACUCGCUCAAGGGCCAGGCGGUCAUCAAGUCGCUGCACGACACGGUCAACAACAUUGCCGAAAAUGUGGCCAAGAAGCUGUUUGAGCGCUCGUUGACUUGGACAGAGGGAUCGGAGCUGCCAGAGGACAAGGAGCUGCUCUCGCCUGCCGACAAGAUUCUCCUCCGACGCCGGUUGUUCGCUAUGAAGCGCCACAACUUGCCCCCGAUUGUCACCCACAACAUGGCCAAUGACGCCGAGGACCCCGUGCUGAACCAGCUCCGCCGCUGCCAGCUGUUCAACCACCCCUCGGAUCGCGUCAAGGUUGUGUUCCACCCCGAGUUUCUGAACUCUGCCAACCCGGUUCUACCCCUCGACUACGAUGACUUUGUGCGCGGAACCCAUCUGGGCGUCUUUUCUUCGUACUACGAGCCAUGGGGCUACACGCCGGCCGAGUGUACCGUCAUGGGUGUGCCCAGCAUCACGACCAACCUGUCGGGUUUCGGCUGCUACAUGGAGGAGCUGAUUGAGAAUGCGCAAGACUACGGCAUCUACAUUGUGGACCGGCGGAUGAAGGGCGUGGACGAAUCCAUCAACCAGCUCGUCGACUACAUGUUUGACUUUACGACCAAGAGCAAGCGCCAGCGCAUCAACCAGCGCAACCGCACCGAGCGUCUCAGCGACCUGCUCGACUGGAAGCGCAUGGGCCUCGAGUACGUCAAGGCCCGCCAACUCGCCCUCCGCCGCGCCUACCCGGCUGCCUACGAGGAUGACGACGAGCCCGACUUUUUCGGCUCCCAGGACGUCAAGAUUUCCCGCCCGUUGUCCGAGCCGGGGUCGCCGCGGGAUCGGUCGGGCAUGAUGACGCCUGGGGAUUUUGCGUCGUUGCAGGAGGGUCGCGAGGGGUUGAGUACGGAGGAUUAUAUUGCGUGGAAGUUGCCUGAAGAGGAAGAGCCGGAUGACUUUAGCUUUCCGCUCACGCUCAAGACGAAGAGUAAGCCGAAUUCGGGCGCGAAUACGCCGACGCUGCCGGUGGCGGCGAAUGGGGCGGAUUAG